AUGCCAUUUUCUAACGCACAACUUAUUAUUCCUACGAAAAACGGUUUAGUUAGUGGAAAAACGAUUAUAACGAACGAUCGAACUCAAUUCGCCUAUUUUGGUAUUCCGUACGCUCAACCACCUAUUAAUGAAUUACGAUUUAAACCGCCUGUACCAGUCAAAUCUUGGAAUGGCGUCUUAAAUGCUACACAAUAUCAAUAUACAUGUCCUCAGAGACUUCCGUUAGACUUUUAUACUGAACCGAACUCACUAGCCAGUAAAACUAGCGAAGACUGUUUAUACCUAAACAUAUUCACUUCUAAUCCUUCUAGAGCUGGGAAUAUGUCUGUAUUGUUUUACAUCCAUGGUGGUGGAUACCGUGGUGGUUCAGGAGCACGAUGGGGUGGUCAAAUCUUAGCUGCUCAUGAAGAUAUCGUCGUAGUUACUAUUAACUAUCGAAUAGGUAUUCUAGGUUUUAUGACAUCCGGCGAAGAAGACAUUGCUAAAAGAGCUAUACUAGCUAAUAAUGGUUUAAAAGAUCAAAGUCUUGCACUGCAAUGGGUAAAAGAUAAUAUUGAAAAUUUUGGAGGUAAUCCAGAUUUUAUUACGUUAGCUGGAAAUUCAGCAGGCGGUUCAUCUGCUAUAUACCUUAUGCCUUCUAGUAAAGGAUUAUUUAGAGGUGUAAUAUCUCAAAGUGGUUCU
Molecule: messenger RNA, 681 nt
Organism: Trichoplax adhaerens
Lineage: Eukaryota; Metazoa; Placozoa; Uniplacotomia; Trichoplacea; Trichoplacidae
Exons: 2
Source: RefSeq, a predicted model, not a curated record